AUGCAGCCCCGCGUGCUGCCGACCAAAGGUCGCAGGUGCUGAGAUAGGCGCUUGUCUUUUGGGUGGAGCGUCUUGCUCGGCCCCCGGGUGGUCACGCACACGCGCGCGCGCACACUUGCAGGUAAAAAGCUGUCAGUCCUGCGCGAUAGCAGGCCAAGUCGGAAAAAAAUAAAAACCCUCCCACGUUACCGCGGGCGAUCGUCAUUGAGUUCAAAGGACACAAGCCCUGCCCUUGAGUCUGCCCGCGAGAGCGGACCAGCUUGUCUUUAUCAGGUGAAGGUUCUGCUGGGAGUCGGCCACUGCAGCCUCCGUCCGCCUGGGAAACACGUCCCUCUUCUUCGUCUUCUUCUUCUUCUUCUUCUUCUUCUUCUUCCACUGGAGCACCACCCACAGCCAAGAUGCCCAAAACAGUCAACGUUCGCGUCACCACGAUGGACGCGGAGCUGGAGUUCUCCUUCCACCCCAACACCACAGGGAAGCAGCUCUUUGACCAGGUUGCCAGGACCAUCGGACUGCGUGAGAUAUGGUACUUUGGGCUGCUGUUUACCAACAACAAAGGAAUGUCCGCAUGGCUGAACUCUGAAAAGAAGGUGAUGUCCCAGGAGAUGAAGAAGGAGACCCCGCUGCUGUUCAAGCUGAAGGUCAAGUUCUACCCGGAGGACGUGUCCGAGGAGCUGGUCCAGGACGUCACCCGCAGGCUCUUCUUCAUGCAGGUGAAGGAGGACAUCCUGGCGGAGGAGAUCUACUGCCCGCCGGAGUCGGCCGUGCUGCUCGCCUCCUACGCCGUCCAGGCGAAGUACGGCGAGUUCAACAAGGCCGUGCACAAGCCGGGUUACCUGUCCGCCGAGCGCCUGCUGACCAAGAAAGUGCUGCUGCAACACAAGCUGUCCAAGGAGCAGUGGGAGGAGCGGAUCCAGGUUUGGCACGAGGAGCACGGCUCGAUGCUGAAGGAAGAGGCCAUGAUCGAGUACCUGAAGAUCACUCAGGACCUGGAGAUGUACGGCGUCAACUACUUUGAGAUCAAGAACAAGAAGAACACAGACCUGUGGCUGGGAGUCGACGCUCUGGGGCUCAACAUCUACGAGAAGGAGGACAGGCUCACUCCGAAGAUCGGAUUCCCCUGGAGCGAAAUUAGAAACAUUUCCUUCAACGAUAAGAAAUUCGUCAUCAAGCCCAUAGACAAGAAAGCGCCCGAUUUCUUAUUCUACGCUCCGCGGCUGCAAGUCAACAAGCGCAUCCUCCAGCUGUGCAUGGGCAACCACGAGCUGUACAUGCGCCGCCGCAAGGCCGACAGCAUCGAGGUGCAGCAGAUGAAGGCCCAGGCCAAGGAGGAGAGGCUGCAGAAGAAGAUGGAGAAGGAGCAGCUGGAGAGCGAGAAGAAGAGGAGGGAGGCCAUCGAGAGGGAGAAGGAGCAGAUGGAGAGAGAGAAGCAGGAUCUGAUGGUGCAGCUGCAAGAGUUCGAAGAGACGACCAAGAGAGCGGAGAGAGAGCUCAACGAGCAGCUGGACCGGGCCAUGAGGCUGGAGGAGGAGAGGAGGAGGGUGGAGCAGGAGGCGGCCCGGCUGGAGGCCGAGAGGAUGGAGGCCAUAAUAGCCAAGGAGGAGCUGGCCCGGCAGGCCGAGGACCAGAUGAAGAGCCAGGAGCUGCUGACUUCAGAGCUGGCUGAGUACAGCGCCAAGAUCGCUCUGCUGGAGGAGGCCAAGCGAGUCAAGGAGGAGGAGGCCGAGUCAUGGCAGUGCAAGGUCAUGGAAGUUGAGGAGAACCUGCUGAAGACGAAGGAGGAGCUGCAGCUUGUGAUGACCAGCGCUAAACCUGCACCCGUACCCGAACCCGAACCCGAAGCCGAAGCCGAACCCGAACCUGCUCCUCCUGCUUCCCCCCCCCCCUCCUCCUCCUCCUCCUCCUCGGACAGCGAGAGUGACCACGAGCAGAGUGAGGAGAACAGCACCUACAGUGCCGAGCUGCAGACGCAGGACAUCAACGACCACCACGAGGAGGAGGAGCGGCUCACCGAGGCCGAGAAGAACGAGCGCCUGCGGAAAAAGCUCUCGGCCCUGAGCUCCGAGCUGUCGGAGGCCCGGGACGACGACAAGAAGACGCCGAACGACCUGCUCCACGCCGAGAACGUGCGGGUCGGCCGCGACAAGUACAAGACCCUGCGUCAGAUCCGCAUGGGCAACACCAAGCAGAGGAUUGACGAGUUCGAGGCCUUGUAGGAGAAAAGCAAACAACCCAGGAUCUCCCUGAAGAUACCUCAGUUCUCCCGUCUCCCAUCCUCUGUUCAUUGCAAGUGUGACAGUAAUCGCAGCCACACCUGCUCUUAAAAGAACCCAGAAAAAAAGUACCGGAGUUGAUAUUUGUGACAGCGCCUCCGCGGGUUUUUAUCAGUUUUAACUUUUGCUUGAACGCACUGUUUGUUUGUUGGUUUGUUUGUGUCUUUCUUUUUCUCUGUAGCCCUCAAACAUCUCCAAUGUGCCGCGUAGUUAAAUUAGGACCACUAAGUGUGUGUUCAUCAUUUUGAGAAAAAAAAACGUUGCAUAAAGCUGCCGUUUACUGCAAUUUGGCCACUGCAGUUUUUGUUAUUGAUUCACUUCAAUGUUGCGUGUGGUAAACGUCCCAUAUUUCAAGUCACGCCGCAACUCGUAAUUUUUUUUUUUUAUCAACUGAACUAUUGACUGUUUUUUUUUUGUUUUAUUUGAUUAAUCGUUUUUAUAUAUGAAAUGUCAGAAAGAGUCCAGGGCUCAUGUCAUUUGCCCUAAAACCUUAAACAGAAUACAUUUUUAAUAUCAUAAGAGCAUGUAAACCUUUUCAAGUACUAACCCCAAAUUAAAAUGAUCAACCUGA
Scophthalmus maximus (turbot) is the source of this 2844-nucleotide messenger RNA. It is a transcript of the gene ezra, whose product is annotated as ezrin a. Gene Ontology annotation, cellular component: filopodium; cytoskeleton; microvillus. Bases 399 to 2216 code for a protein of 605 amino acids. The record is from RefSeq and is a predicted model, not a curated record. The transcript is spliced from 13 exons. Gene Ontology annotation, molecular function: actin binding; cell adhesion molecule binding. NCBI's taxonomy places the organism in Eukaryota, Metazoa, Chordata, Actinopteri, Pleuronectiformes, Scophthalmidae. Gene Ontology annotation, biological process: regulation of organelle assembly; positive regulation of protein localization to early endosome; positive regulation of early endosome to late endosome transport.